AUGUACCAGCCCUGCCGGAGGACGGCCCGACGUGUCGGUUGCUGCCUCCGAGCCUACCAAGCUCGACCCCAGCUUCCCAACAUCUUCCUUCACUCCCACGACUAUACACUCUAUUCAUCGGAUGUGGAAUUCAUUAAUGAAGUCCUGAACAUACGUACCAAGGGUCGAGCAUGGUACAUUGUGUCACUGACCCUCUGCCGUUUCCUCACCUGGAACUAUUUUGCACAGUUUCGGUUAGAGAUUCUACAGCUAACCCGCCACCCUGAGAACUGGACCUUGCAAGCCCGUUGGCGCCUUGUGGGGCUGCCCAUCCACAUGCUAUUUCUGCGUUUUUACAGGCGUGACAAGGAUGAGCUUUACCGGACCUAUGAUGCCUAUUCUACCUUCUACCUGAAUUCCAGUGGUCUCAUUUGUCGCCAUCGUUUAGAUAAACUGAUGCCUUCACACACUCCCUCUGCGCCUGUAAAGAAGCUGCUAGUGGGAGCUCUGGUAGCCCUGGGGCUGUUGGAACCAGAACCCAACUUACACCUGUAUUCCAAGGCCUGA
Molecule: messenger RNA, 546 nt
Organism: Elephantulus edwardii (Cape elephant shrew)
Lineage: Eukaryota; Metazoa; Chordata; Mammalia; Macroscelidea; Macroscelididae
Gene: CUNH6orf136
Product: chromosome unknown open reading frame, human C6orf136
Exons: 5
Coding region: 1-546 (181 amino acids)
Source: RefSeq, a predicted model, not a curated record